UGGAUUCACAUGCUGGGUAUGACGUGGCAAUGUUAUAUGUCAUUGAUUGCUUCACAACUCUGCAGCUAAAAGAAAAAGAACUUCGAAAAUAGAGAUUCUCUCUCUGGUUGGUUUUUGUUUCUGGCUGUGUUCGUUGAUUUUUUUCUCUUUCGGCUUCGGAUUUUGUUCUGUUUUUUUGUCAUCUUCUUGCAGAAAAUCCUUUUUCUCUAUCUCUGUGCCUAAAUAUCUCAUUUGCGGGUGAGCUGUGUGCUCUGUUUUUGGCUUGGGAGCUGAUCGGUUGUUAAGGUUAUAGAAAGUUGCGAUCUUUUUGGAGUUUCUUUUGCUGUUUCUAUGGUGUUGUGGUAUGGCCAUGUCAAACAAUCUCCAAGGUUGGUUAAGGAUCCUCUACGUGGUUUUCGCCUUCUGCUCUGCCUUAUUUCUGGGUGCUCUUAAAGCUGUGUUAGUGGGUCCUAUUGCUGCUUCAAUCCUUGUCGGAGGGAAUGUUGGAGUGAUCCUUUUGAUGUUUCCUGCACAUGUAGCCUGGGCGAUCUACACCCUUGUAAAGACUAAUAGAUUUGAUGCACUGCUUAAAGCAGCCCUUUUGAUUGUUUUGCCUGUUCUAUUUGGCAUAUGGCUGGGUUUAAGCAUAGCUGCGAGUGUUCUAGUGGGAGUGGGGUAUGGCUUCUUUACUCCUUGGGUUUCUACUUUUGAAGCUUUUAGACAUAGCUCUGAAUCCAAGAAAUUCUACCACUGUAUUGUUGAUGGAACCUGGGGAACCAUUAAAGAUAGCUGUACUGUAGUUACAGAUUUUGCAGAUAUGUGCUAUCAUUCUUAUCCACUUUACUUGAAGGAGCUGCGUCAUUCUCCUGCUUCAAAUGAGCAACGACAUAUUAGGUUAAUUCAUGUGCCUGGAUCUAUCAUUGCUGGGCUGAUGGGGCUAGUAGUGGAUGUCCCUCUUUUCACUGCAAUUGUUAUAGUUAAGAGUCCUUACAUGCUUUUCAAAGGUUGGUUCAGACUGAUACAUGAUCUAAUUAGCCGAGAGGGUCCAUUUCUUGAGACAGCUUGCAUUCCAAUUGCUGGCUUGACAAUCCUUCUGUGGCCACUUAUUGUUGUUGGGAGCAUACUAGUAACCAUUUUCUCAAGCAUCUUCAUUGGAUUGUAUGCAUCAGUUGUAGUGUAUCAGGAAAGGUCUUUCCGGAGAGGUAUAGCUUACGUGAUUGCAAUGGUUGCAGAAUUUGAUGAGUAUACAAAUGAUGGGCUCUAUCUUAGGGAGGGGAGCAUCCUUCCAAAGCCCCGUUAUCGAAAGAAGAAAGCUUCUAACUCUUCGGAGCUUUCUGUUGGAGGAAAGAAUGGAAAACUUGGUCCUGCUACUGCUGAAGCUCCUGCAAUGUUAGUUCCUAGCUUGGCUCCUUCAAGAUCAGUCAGGGAGACAAUACAAGAACUGAAAAUGAUUCAGGUGAUAAUGUUUCUCAAAAUGCAACAGAUCUGGGGGACUAUCAUGAGAUCAUGUGAAACAAGGGGCAAGGAACUUUUGGAUGCUGGUGCAAUAACAGUAGGUGAUCUCAAUGACUGUCUAAAGGGGAAGAAUGCAAAUGAAGGAGCCAUUAUUGGUGUUGGCUUGCCAUGUUAUUCAUUGUUGCAGACUCUUAUCUACUCCAUUAAAGCUGGUUCAGAUGGUUUUGUGAUGGUUGAUGGGGUCGAAAUCACUCAUCUGAACAGACCAAAUGACAAAUUGUUUGACUGGUUCUUUCACCCUUUGUUGGUUCUGAAAGAACAAAUUAGGGUAAUCAGAUUGGGAGAAGGCGAAGAAAGGUUCUUGCAGAAAGUAGUACUUUUUGGAAACGAUACGAAACGUAUAGAGGCCUGGGAUAAUGACAGCAAUGUACCUCAAGAAGCUCUAAGAGCUGCUCAACUCCAGGGCAUCAGUAGAAGGAUGAUCGGAAUGGUGAGGAGCGUAUCGAAAUUUCCCACCUAUAGAAGGAGAUUUCGGCUAGUGGUAAAGGCAUUGAUAACAUAUUCUACAGACAAGGAAGGUACAGGGAGAUCAAAUUCUGUGAAAUGCAAUUCCAUUAGAUCAGUUGAAGAUGUGUGAAGUUCAGUAUUGUUGUAUGGGAGUUCAUAGCUAGUUUGUGAAUUCGUCAUCUGAGGUUAUUUAUGCACAUUAACUCCUGUAGCACAAGAAUGCUUCACUGAAGGAUUAUCCAAUUUCAUAAUGUAAAUGAAGUUUGAACUUCUUAGA
This is a messenger RNA of Manihot esculenta (cassava), 2218 nucleotides long. RefSeq lists its product as uncharacterized. The transcript has 9 exons. The record is from RefSeq and is a predicted model, not a curated record. Lineage: Eukaryota; Viridiplantae; Streptophyta; Magnoliopsida; Malpighiales; Euphorbiaceae. The coding region runs from base 344 to 2071 and encodes 575 amino acids.